UAGGGUUUGGGGCAAUGGGCACCUCCCUAGGGAUUACUUUCCGAUUUCGGAGCCUCUCUCCCCCCUUUAGGCUUUGGCCCCCUUCUUCUAUUUCAAUUCCCAUCACCCAUUAACUAUAGUCUCAUUUGGGACACAAUUAGCCCACCUUGUACAUGGUUUAUCGAUCGCGAAGAUGCAUAGCGGCAACAGCUAAAGACGUUGGGGCCAUGAUGAGUUGCAUAAGGCUCACGGUAUUCUCCCUCUCCGUGAGGCCUGGAAACAUGGUGACCAUAUGGGGAAGCUCUACCUUGUCAGUAAGGCAAAGUGUCGGAGAUAAUAUUGAUGAGCUUGAUGUGGCCUUCUCAAAUAAUUCUCGUCUCUUAUUCAAUGAAAAAGACAAGGAUGUUGAGGUGAAUUCUAGGCCUAAUCACCUACUUGAUGAUAGUAUUGGGCAAAACAAUCCCAUUAAUAUCGAACACAAUGGUGGUAGCCAUGCAGAUGAGGGGCCUAAGGAAGGCGGUAUGGAUCAGAUCAAGAAAGGGGACAACCUUAUGCCUGGUCCAAUAAAUGGUAAGAAUAGGAAAAGGGGAGGCUCAGGCGGUGGCCAAUGGAAGAGAUUAGACCGCAAUCUUGAAAACUCCUCCAACAAAGAUAGUGACAAACAUGGUAAGCGGAAGCCCAAAACCACUCUUGUAGACAAGGAAAGGGCUUUGAAGGCGUUAGUUGAUAAUUCAAGGGUGGCUGUCAUUUGAACGAGUGAGGGCCAUAACCUACCUCCAGGAUGAGUUCUCUAGUUUGUGGGAUGGCAUUCAAUAGAUUGGGGAUUGUUGG
This is a messenger RNA of Rubroshorea leprosula, 810 nucleotides long. The record is from the annotation of a GenBank genome assembly. NCBI's taxonomy places the organism in Eukaryota, Viridiplantae, Streptophyta, Magnoliopsida, Malvales, Dipterocarpaceae.